Paraglomus occultum is the source of this 273-nucleotide messenger RNA. The record is from the annotation of a GenBank genome assembly. NCBI's taxonomy places the organism in Eukaryota, Fungi, Glomeromycota, Glomeromycetes, Paraglomerales, Paraglomeraceae.
AUGUCACAAAUACCAGAAGCUGAAGAGGACUUGUAUGAUCCAAUGCCCGUUGAUGAAUUUGAAGAUGGUCUUGGGAGAAGCUUGUAUCAAUCACAGAGUAGCUUCAACAGAGAAGGAAAUAGUGGUCAGGGUACCUAUAUGGCUGACGAGAGUCUCUUACAAGGCACUUUGCAUAAAGGUGGCCAUAAACAUGGACAAAAUACUGACAAAAUACUCGACCAGGACUUCUUCAAUGAUUUUCCGGAUGAUUUCGAUGAUGACGAUCUUAAAUAA